Aspergillus ochraceoroseus IBT 24754 is the source of this 828-nucleotide messenger RNA. RefSeq lists its product as uncharacterized. Gene Ontology annotation, cellular component: mitochondrial outer membrane. The coding region runs from base 122 to 607 and encodes 161 amino acids. The record is from RefSeq and is a predicted model, not a curated record. The transcript is spliced from 5 exons. Gene Ontology annotation, molecular function: nascent polypeptide-associated complex binding. NCBI's taxonomy places the organism in Eukaryota, Fungi, Ascomycota, Eurotiomycetes, Eurotiales, Aspergillaceae.
CUUCUCUGGAUGUUCUGUUCUCCUCGGUAUAACUUGAAUUUCGUGCACCCUGGUUUAACUGUCCAUAUCUCCUCUGAUUCUUUAUUUGACGCAGACCUGAUCCUCCUCGGAAAUCUACAACAUGUCUUACGCUGAAGCCGCUGCAAAAGGGCCCAAGCAAUCUCCGGAUGAGGCCCGCGCCCCCCAAGUCGACCGAGUCUACAAGGACGAGUCCGAAAGUACCGCCUCCCUGAUUGACGUUGACUCUCCGCACGUUACAGCAGUGGACUCCAAUUUCCGGGAACAGGAAGUCAAAACUACUACUCAGGCUGAACGUAUAGAAAGAGAGGAAGCAGAGGCCCAAAAAGCCCGGGUGAAGAAGCAGAAGCCGAAGUCGAAGGCCACCUCGAGCGUGAGUCGCAACAAGGGCAACCCCGUUUUUGUUGGAAAUGCUGCUCUCCUGGCGCUUGUAGGUGCAGGGCUUGGGUUUGGUGCGUACAGAAAGCACGUCGAGGGCCAGCUGUCGUGGCAGGUUGUUGGUCUUUGGACAGGAGCUGUCGGUGCCUUUGGUGCAGUCGACUAUUUUGUCAGCAAAUGGCUUCUCCAGAACAAGUAUCCCCCUAAAUAAGGCGCUGGAUAGUCCCAGUCGAUCUUUGUUUCAGAUACUUCAUACAUCCUUUUGCCUUGAUGUCGGAGUGUAUGGAUAUAUAGUGUUGGGCGCUUUGGUGCACUUCUAGUUUUUUUGAUGCCAUUUAUUAACUCUCAAAUCAUCCAGAUGUUUCAGAAAUCUAUGAUAUUUAACCUUCAAGUGAAUAGUCCCGUGUUAGUACCUGAUUUGCAGCACUAGAC